AUGUCUAGAAAGUUCUCGCUUCGAGCCCACAAAUCACCCAUUGCAUGUAUAACCACCUUCGAGAACAAUUUAGUUUCCGCUGACAGAGACGGCAACAUUGUGGUGUGGGACAUUUUCCGUAAGCGUCCUCUCGCUUUAUGGAAAGCUCAUCUUGGCCAGAUCAUCUCCAUCCAGCUGACUCCAUUGGGUCUUCUAACCCAUGGGAGGGACUCUUCGAUCCGAAUCUGGAAACCUCCUUUCACCGGCUUGGACAACGAUGUGUCUAUAUUGUCUGUUACUGGACCGGACGCUCAAAGUUUAGACACCUCUGAGUUACUGUCGCAGAAUACACCUACUAACUUCGAACUUCCCGUUAAUGCCCUCAAUUUCUGCAACGUUGCGUACUGCAAUGGUCUUCUAGCAACCCCAGCUACACGAGACUCCGAGAAUUUCGAUAUAUACCGUUUACUGGAGGACUUCUCAUUACUGAGAAUCGUGGAAAACUACUCAUGCCCCAAAGACACCGAAAUGAUAGCUAGCCCGGAUCAAAGAGCCGGAUCGGGAAUCAUCAUGCGUCUUCUAUUUAUCGACGAUUCGCUUUUGUUCGCUGGCUAUGAAUCUGGAAGAAUUGUUGGAUAUCGUCUCAAGAGUGAAGUGGUAAGCUCACUGAAGAAAAACGAGAGGUUGAUUCUCAAUAAGGGAACAAAAUUGACGGUGGUUAUGGACGUCAAAGCUCACACUCCGCAUCCAGUUUUGUCGUUAGAGUAUGAAAGCUCUUCCGGUAAACUCUAUACGGGAUCUGCUUCCAAGAAGUUGUCGGUGUAUUCAAUAAAGCAUUUGGUUAGAGAAGAGGAUCAGAGGGAAGAAAAAUCAGAGGAAGGUAUGGAAGUAUUACAGAUGGAAAGUCAUAAUCUACAUCACUAUGGAAUACAAAGCUUGCAAGUGGGCGAGAAUAUUUUGGUGGCAGGGUUUUGGGAUGGUUUUAUACUGAUCUUGGCCAAGAACUGCACUUUGAUCACAGAAUUCGAACGAAAUGAAGAGUUUAUUCAGCCUGAACAGGAAAAUGAAGCGGGACGAACGUCUAAGAAGUCUCUAUGUACCCACAUUUGGCAUCCACAGCCGGAUAAGGAGGACAAACCAUCGUCUCGAAAAGCUUUAAUGAGAAAAAAGCGAAACGAAUCAGACUCGCUUCUUCUUGUAGGCUAUGGCGACGGGCUCAUCAGUGCAUAUUCUGUAUAA
Messenger RNA from Sungouiella intermedia, 1218 nucleotides. Lineage: Eukaryota; Fungi; Ascomycota; Pichiomycetes; Serinales; Metschnikowiaceae. The record is from the annotation of a GenBank genome assembly.